Zychaea mexicana is the source of this 393-nucleotide messenger RNA. RefSeq lists its product as uncharacterized. The transcript has 3 exons. Lineage: Eukaryota; Fungi; Mucoromycota; Mucoromycetes; Mucorales; Lichtheimiaceae. The record is from RefSeq and is a predicted model, not a curated record. Bases 1 to 393 code for a protein of 130 amino acids.
AUGCUCACCCAAGCGAAGGAUAUGUACCUGAAGUUCGAGAAGAAACCUUUUGGUUUCGAGCAUUGCUGGGAAGUUCUGCGCAAGCAUGACAAGUGGGGCGCAAAGGCAAAGGAAAUCAGCGACAAGCGUAGCGGCCCCAAGAAGGACAAGAAAGGGAAGGGCAAGGAAGGAGCCGCUGCCGCUCCUAAUGUUGUCCAAGAAGGUGUGGAUGGUGGAUCUUCGUCCAAAUAUUAUGACCUUGGUGUCCUCCUUAUCGAAAUGUUGGUGCGAAGAAGAAUCUUCAACAUGGAGCCUAUUAAAUUUCGACAUCCUGCACCCUUGGUAUCUCCUCCAAGUUCUCCUGGGUCCGCUCGUUCUGGUUCCAUGUCUCCUUUGACGUCACCUGGGUCCUAG